AUGAUCAACUGCAUCUGCAGAUUAAUUCUUAGGAAACGCUAUUCCACAAAUUUAUUGUACAAGUAAGCACAAGUAUUAACUGCAGAUUAAUGAUUCAUUAGGGUACGCCGGGCAAUUAAUACUUGUACUUACUUGCGCAAGCGCACCUUAUCAGUGUAUGACCAUAAUGACUAGUCUUGCGCACCUCAUCAGUGUAUGACCAUAAUGACUAGGUCUUGAAGUUUAUCACAUUACCGACAGGACCCCCGCAUUCAAAAUAAUGAAGUAUGACUAUGACACGCGACAACAGCUGCUAUUAAAGUCGCGAACGAAUCGAGUAUAAUGUUAAUGUACUCUUAGAAGAACGCCGCAUGGUGCAACGUUCUUGCGCAGCGCCAC
Messenger RNA from Amoebophrya sp. A25, 378 nucleotides. NCBI's taxonomy places the organism in Eukaryota, Dinophyceae, Syndiniales, Amoebophryaceae. The record is from the annotation of a GenBank genome assembly.